Molecule: messenger RNA, 1137 nt
Organism: Trypanosoma grayi
Lineage: Eukaryota; Euglenozoa; Kinetoplastea; Trypanosomatida; Trypanosomatidae
Product: putative Mg transporter
Exons: 1
Coding region: 1-1137 (378 amino acids)
Biological process (GO): monoatomic cation transport
Molecular function (GO): monoatomic cation transmembrane transporter activity
Source: RefSeq, a predicted model, not a curated record
AUGACGGUCCUCGGCUUUGGUGCGGCUCCUGGCGGUCAGGGCACUCGCGCCGCCUCGAGGCGUGAUAGCACGCGGUACAUCCCUCGUCGAGAUCGCUGUGGCACUUCGGUCCGAAAGGAUGAUAGUGGCGCAGACGUUCCAAAUAUGCCGGUGGGCACUAGUAGCAGCGGCGGCAGCACAACACUGGAGCGAUCGACGGAGAGCUUCCUUGACUCAUCCACCUUCACCGUGGCAAGGAGGCGAUUUGUGGCACUCGCCGCGCUGCUUGCCAUGCAGUCGGGUUCACAGGUGGUGCUGCAGCGGUACGAGGAACUACUCAAAAAUCAUGUUGUCAUCGUCCUAUUUUUGAGCAUGGUAGUCGGGGCUGGCGGAAAUGCGGGCAACCAGGCAGCAGUAUCCGUCAUCACCGCCCUUCUAGCCACCCGUGAGAACGGUGACGCGGCCCGCUCCUCCGAUGAUACCAUGGAGGAAGAAGCAUCGCGGCUGCGCACGCACGCGGAAAGAGAGCGGAUUAUCACGGCCUUCAUGCCGCAGUCCCCACGCACGUUGGUUGGGCGUUCCGUGUGGGUGCGCAUUGCAAGCCGCCUCGCGUGGAUGGUGAAACUGCCUAGGCUGUUGCUGUUGCUGCUGUGGCGCCGCUGGAGACGCUUGAGAACUGUUGGCGAGCGGACCGUUCGCCCAGCGAUCCUCCCCAUCGGCGCUGUGCUGUGUUACGAGGCGCUUGUAGGCCUCUGCUGUGGUUUCAUCCUGAUGGGCAUCGGGGCACUUCGGGUGGGGCUCUUCCUCUGGUUCGACGAUGACAAUGAGGGGGACCCACGACACAUGCAGAAUAGGCUGGUACAGGCGUCGUGGUCGCCAUGGGAGUGGAGCAGUAAUGCAGCACUUGUCGUUGCGCUCUCACUCUCACUCUUUCUGAUUGUGUUUCUCUCCGUGGUGAUUGGCGCAAUGCUGCCGUACGCGCUGAUCCACUUGAACGUGGACAUCGAGCACGCCGCCCCCAUCGUACAGGUGUUGAUGGACCUCUUGGGGACGUGGCUCUGCUGCGCAACUUGCAGUGCGUUUCUACCAUUCUAUGAGGGAACAAAGGGCGUGAAUGAAGGGAAUCGGAGGAGAGCCGCCGGACCUCUCCCCCAGUAA